Molecule: messenger RNA, 1557 nt
Organism: Zasmidium cellare ATCC 36951
Lineage: Eukaryota; Fungi; Ascomycota; Dothideomycetes; Mycosphaerellales; Mycosphaerellaceae
Exons: 4
Coding region: 1-1557 (518 amino acids)
Biological process (GO): transmembrane transport
Cellular component (GO): membrane
Molecular function (GO): transmembrane transporter activity
Source: RefSeq, a predicted model, not a curated record
AUGGCGGUCCCCAUCAACGCAGUGCCUUCGCACAAUGUCGAGAAAGUUAUGUACUCGGCCACAGUACACACGACCGAAAAAACUCUGAAAAGCCUCGACGAGGCGUACGACUUCUUAUGCUCUCACGACGCCAAUCGCGACGCGGCGGAUCUUGAUAUCAAGCGCAUCCGGAGGAAGAUUGACUACUGGAUACUUCCCAUAUUCUACCUGAACUACUUGCUACAGUUCCUGGAUAAAUCAUUGCUGGGUUAUGCCAUCAUUAUGGGGCUGGAAAAGGACCUCGGAUUGAAAGGCAACGAGCUCAACAAUAUCGCCUCUUCGCUAUGGUGGGCGUACCUCGUGGCGUCUGCAUUCGUGGGCCCAGUACUUAACAAAGUCCCCAUCGCCCGAUUCCUGGCAUUCUGUUUGACCUGCUGGGGCAUCGUCAUCUCCUGUACCGCUGCUGUGCAGGGCUUUGGAGGAAUGAUGGGCAUACGAGUCCUGAUGGGGGUCUUCGAUGCUGCCAUCCCGCCGGCUUUGAUGCUUCUUACCAGUCAGUACUACCGCAAGGACGAGGCUGCCCUCCGCUUCGAGCUUUGGUUCACGGCAGCUGGUAGUGGACUCGUGUUUGGUGGAUUCAUCUCUUUUGGCUUCCAAUUUGUCCACACUGCAGGCCUAGAGGGCUGGCGCAUCAUGUUCCUCGUGCUCGGUGUCGUGAGCGUUUUGCUUGGCCUGGUGACUUGGUGGCUACUUCCUGAUACACCCAUGAACGCUCGUUUCCUCACCGACGCCGAGAAGACGGCUGUGAUACAGUAUGUCGCGGUCAAUCAGACGGGAGUCUCGAGCCACAAAUUCGAACGAUCUCACAUUAUCGCCGCCCUUACUGAUCCACAGAUCUGGCUUCUUACUAUUGGAAACAUCGUCGUGUCUACGGGUGCUGGCAUUCUUGGCAUAUACGGCGUGACCCUCAUUCGCAGCUUUGGCUUCACGUCGAAAGAGGCAGCGCUAUUGACUGCCCCAGCUGGAGCCAUUGCAGUGAUCCUGAGCAUUCUGGCCGCCUUCACCCUUCGAUAUAGGUGGAUGCCUCGCUGGGCGGUGGCAAUGACUGGCUACGGACUGUCCCUUCUUGGAUCUUGUCUAGUGGCCUUCUUGCCCAAGUCGAACAGAGCAGGCAAUUUGAUCGGCAUGUGGAUGGUUGCUUGCAGCAUACCCACGAUUGCCCUGAAAUAUCACUGGAUAACCGCCAAUGUCGCCGGACACACGAAACGAAGCAUCGCAACGGCUUCAGUGAGCGCAGCUACUGCCAUUGGAAACAUCAUUGGCCCAUAUGCUGUGCAGAAGAACGACGCUCCAUCCUAUCAGCCUGCUAGACUCACUCUGGUGGCCGUCAAGGCAGGCGCGAUUGUUCUGAUAGGGGCACUUGCUAUUUACUACUGGUGCGCCAAUCGCAGUCGAGAUAGAGUGUUUGGCCCUCCUCCGACGCAGGAGGAUGAUAGUCUGUCGGAAGCGUCGGUCAGGAGUGAUGUCUGGGCCAACCUCACUGACAAGGAGAGGAAGACGUUUCGGUACGUCUUGUGA